CUAUGGCCCUUAAUGAUUGAGCUUAACAACAUGACCGCCACACAUGACCGCCACAAGCACUCGCGAUCACUGGCUAUAUAGUCGAAGCCGAGGAAUAACGCUUCCUCUUCUAGUUCUUCGUAGCAGUUUUCGGAGCUUCACUACGAUACGCCUUCCCCUACUAUUAUCACACCAACAUCCUCAAUCACUAAAAUCACUAGCUCACCCUCUCCGAAUCGCGCCACACCAUCCUCCUCUUACAAGAACACGCCCGCUGUCUUGCCCACCUCUCUACCAACCACCUGCCCGCACACCCACCUGAACUACCACCUCUCUCGCUCUCUUCGCCUCCUCACCACCGACCCCUUCACCGCCUUCGCCGCCUUAGAUAACAGCUUCAUCUACGGCCUCAUCUCCGCUUUUAACGAAUCCUUACCUUUCAUCUACAACCGCUCCUUCGACUUCAGGCCCAGCUCACCAGCCUCACCUUCUUCGUCCUCAUCCUCAGCUCGCUGCUAAGAACCCCCGAU
This is a messenger RNA of Mytilinidion resinicola, 509 nucleotides long. RefSeq lists its product as uncharacterized. The transcript has a single exon. The coding region runs from base 44 to 301 and encodes 85 amino acids. NCBI's taxonomy places the organism in Eukaryota, Fungi, Ascomycota, Dothideomycetes, Mytilinidiales, Mytilinidiaceae. The record is from RefSeq and is a predicted model, not a curated record.